UCACAUUAUACCGAUAGCCACCUAUUCAUUCGCACGUGUCGUUUAUCGAAUCAAGUUAUUACUGUUGUGUACGUAAUUUAUAAAAACAAUCAUGGAAAAAAGAUUUCUAAAAUUAUUUUUUCUUGUUUAUAGUUUGGAAUACGCCGCUUGCUACGUACCCCAAACACGUGAAUCAUACGAUACUAUAGUCAUAGGUGUCGGAUCAUCUGGGACCACAGCAGCUUCUACUUUAGCUAAAGCUGGAAAAAGAGUUCUUGCAUUGGAAGCUGAAGACAGAAUUGGUGGUAGAAUAAAAACAGUGCCCUUUGGCGACGGAGUUGUAGAGCUUGGAGCCGAAUGGAUCCAUGGUUCAGAACAUAGCCGAGUCUAUGAGACGGCCGUAAAAAAUAACAUAUCGGUAUAUCCUGAAGAUUCAAAUUUCAAAGUAUUCAAAUCGGAUGGCAAUGAGGGUAACAAAGAAUUAAUUCAAGAACUUUUGACAUUUUCUUUAGAGACUGUUGCCCCACCGUCGCAUAAGCCUGAACCACUUGGAAACUUCGUUACCAAAAAAUUAACGGAUUACCUUGAAAAGAAACAUCCCGAAGUUUUGAAUGACCAAGAAUUCAUAGACGAGUUUUUAGAUUUAGCAAACUUCAUCGUCAAUAGUUAUCAGGCGUCCAGUGAUUGGAACGAUGUCACAACUGAUUCGGAUUAUGAAGCGCUUGAAGGAAAUCAAGAAAUAAGUUGGCACCGAUAUGGCUAUAAAACAUUUCUCGAGUUACUAUUAAAUACGUACAAUAAUGGACCUGGCUGGCCAUCAUUAGAAAUUAAGCUUAAUAAAGAAGUCACUUUAAUUAAGUGGCCGAAAAAUUCGACUGGCGAUGUGGAAGUGCUAUGCAAAGAUGGAUCCGUAUACACGGCUAAUAAUGUAAUUGUUACUGUAUCUCUGGGAGUGCUGAAAGAAAGGCAUUCGACCAUGUUCUCACCGCCUCUUCCCGAAAGAAAAGCAACUGUUAUAGACAAAUUAACCAUCGGAGUUGUGGGUAAAACAAUAUUUUCUUUCCCACACGCUUGGUGGCCUGACGUUACACAGUUUAUUCUGUUUUGGUCCUCCGAAGAUCGAGAGGUGUAUAAAGAUAAUCCGUGGGUACUACAAUUAAAAAGUGUGGGUAAGCCAUUGGGAUGUGACAAUUCGUUGAGUCUCUGGGCCAAUGGAGAUAUCGCUAAAUUGAUAGAAACAUUACCAGAAGAUGUAGUAAGGACUAAAAUGAUGGAAGUUUUAAAAAAGUUUCUUGGUAAAAACGUGACUGUACCAGAACCAACCGAUAUGAUAAGGUCACAGUGGUUUUCUAAUCCAUUCACAAGGGGUAGCUACACGUAUGACAACCUCCUGAAACCUGACUACCCCAAUGCUCGCGCAAUUUUAGGAGAGCCAUUACUUGAUGCUUUAGGAAACCCCAAGGUGUUGUUUGCGGGAGAGGCAACUGAUUUAAUUCAUUUUUCUACUGUGCACGGAGCAAGCGAGUCCGGAUAUAGAGAAGCUUCGAGAUUAUUACCUACUACAUAAUAGCUACAAGCAAUAUUGGUUAUUAGUCCUUCAAUGUGUUUUGUCUUUGACGGUGACGGUUUUUACAUUGUUAUACUAAUAAUAUAAUGAAAUAAAGUUACAAAGUAA
This is a messenger RNA of Bicyclus anynana (squinting bush brown), 1654 nucleotides long. RefSeq names its product spermine oxidase. The record is from RefSeq and is a predicted model, not a curated record. Gene Ontology annotation, molecular function: polyamine oxidase activity. Bases 92 to 1546 code for a protein of 484 amino acids. NCBI's taxonomy places the organism in Eukaryota, Metazoa, Arthropoda, Insecta, Lepidoptera, Nymphalidae. The transcript has 8 exons.